AUGAUGCAUCCAGAGAAGAAAAAUGACUUGAACCACGCGAUAUCAGGGCCUCCAAUUGACGACCAUAUUAUCAACCCUUCCAAUAACUUUCCAAAGACGUCACCAUCCGGGAAAGACAUCCUGGACAACAAACGAGACAAUAAUGACAUCGACCCCGAGCAAGCCCAACCAGUAGCACGUGCCGAGAUAGAGCCUCCUCCAGACGGUGGUUACGGCUGGAUCUACGUACUGUGUGUAUUUUUGAUCAAUGCCCACACGUGGGGAAUCAACAGUUCCUACGGAAUAUUCCUGGCGCAUUACCUAGAAACCAACAAAUUUCCCGGAGCGAGCGAUUUAGAUUUUGCCUUUGUGGGCGGUCUUUCCCUCAGUAUGGCUCAAUUCAUCGCGCCUGUCGCUACAAUCACUACGCGAGAAUGGGGGACGAGGACCACGUUGACGAUAGGAAUUUUAUUGCAGACGGCAGCAUUAUUGGGAGCGUCAUGGUCGACUGAAAUUUGGCAAUUAUUUUUGAGUCAAGGCUUGUGUUUUGGUUUUGGGAUGGGAAUGCAAUUUAGUGCUACUGUUGGUAUUGUUCCUCAGUGGUUUGAUCGUCGACGCUCUCUGGCAAAUGGUAUUGGGACGGCGGGGUCAGGAAUUGGGGGACUUAUAUAUUCGUUGGCUUCCAGCGCGCUCAUUCAGAGGUGGGGUACUGGCUGGGCUUUUCGAGUUUUGGCUAUAGCAUCAGCUGCUGCCUGUGGCUUUUCAGCUAUCAUCAUAAAAGAUCGAAAUAAGGCGAUUGGAGCUGUUCAAAUUGCCUUUCAUACAAGUCUUCUGAAAAGACCAGAGUUUCUACUCACUCUAGCCUGGGGCUGUUUGAGCGUCUUGGGUUAUGUGGCUCUUCUUUUUUCGAUACCCGCCUACGCAAGCACAGUGGGCCUUACCGUAUCCCAAGGGUCGAUUCUUGGUGCUAUGUUCAAUCUUGGAGGAGGCCUGGGCCGACCUGUCAUAGGAUACGUUAGCGAUGAUUUCGGACGAAUCAACACCGCACUUGUUUGUACAUUCUUGGCCGGUCUUUUUUCUCUCGUAGUCUGGAUCUUUGCCAAAAGCUUUGGAGUCCUCAUCUUCUAUGCUUUAAUUGGUGGCGCUGUUUCCGCAACCUUUACCACUACCGUUGCACCGGUGGGUGCUGAAGUUGUAGGGCUACGACUCUUACCAUCUGCUCUAUCUAUAUUCUGGGUUUCUGUGGUCAUACCGAGCACAUUUGCAGAGCCAAUUGCACUUUGGUUGCGAACUAACAAUGGAACCAAUUUCCUGCAUGCCCAGAUAUUCACUGGCUUUAUGUAUAUGGGAGCAACCGUUUCCCUUUGGCUUGUGCGAGCAUGGAAGAUAACAGAGUUGGAAAAGACUGGUAUUGAUGAUGCUGUCCUUUAUGAAGCGAAGGUCAGGGACAAAAGUGCCGUACCUCGAGACCCUAUGGUGGCCCAGAAAGUGAGCAGUGCUCCUAGUGUGAUACACAAGGCAAAGUCUGCGAAAAACUUGUUCAAAAUGGUGAAGGUAUAG
Botrytis fragariae is the source of this 1539-nucleotide messenger RNA. Its product is annotated as putative mfs transporter protein. Gene Ontology annotation, biological process: transmembrane transport. Bases 1 to 1539 code for a protein of 512 amino acids. Gene Ontology annotation, molecular function: transmembrane transporter activity. The transcript is spliced from 2 exons. The record is from RefSeq and is a predicted model, not a curated record. NCBI's taxonomy places the organism in Eukaryota, Fungi, Ascomycota, Leotiomycetes, Helotiales, Sclerotiniaceae.